AUAAGCAAAAAGUGCAUUCCUCGCUUCUCCAUGAUCUUUUCCCCGAGUUCACAACUAUGAUCAAAGGUGAUAAAAGUCACUAUUUAACGGACAAUAACGCUGAUUAUACACAUAGGUGACAACAAGAUACGAAUGAACAAGUUGUGAAACACAGCUUAAAAAUAUACAUGGUCGGAUAAAAACUGUUAUCGAAUUAAUUAACAUACUGAAAAACUCGUUUGAUUAAAUGUUGGAUAAUGAGAAUAGCUUGAACGCUGAGUUCUACAGUCUCAGUAUAUCGGUUGAAAGAAAACACCAAGUGAAGUCUUUCAAGGAGGACACUCCGGUUCCAAAGUUUUACACGUCUUUUGUUUACCACCUGGAUUACACGAUGGAGAGGAAUUCUAAAGAUGGGGUGAAAUAUGAAAAGUUAUGCUACAGUGGGCAAAGAUGCCAAAAGAUUCCAGAAGCCCUAAUUAAACUGUAUGGUGCCAAAACUCAAAGCCUGGACCUCAGCUAUAAUGAACUGAUAUCUUUAAGGGGAUUGGAAGGUUUUCCUCUGUUGAAAGAACUCAUUUUAGACAACAACGAACUAUCAGACUCCCUAGUUUUACCAUACCUACCACAUUUGAAUCUCUUAUCGCUCAAUAAAAAUAAGAUUUUUGACAUUGAAUGUCUCAUCACAAAAAUUCAACAUAAUCUGCCAAGUCUGAAUUACCUUAGUUUACUAGGAAAUAAAGCAUGUCCCAAUGAGUUGGCUGAUGCUGAGAAUGAUGAAGAAGACUACCAAAGAUACAGAUAUUUUGUACUGUACCAUCUGCCAAAUCUGAAAUUUCUGGAUUCGACCAAAGUAAGGGAGAGUGAGAGAUGUGAAGCCAAAAGAAGAGGAAAAUUCAUGAGGGUUAUUAGACCUGUACCUACCGAAGAAGAUGAUGAUGAAAGUGAUACACCAUGGGAUAGUAGAUUCAGUCCUUUACCUAAGACUAUUCGAAGUUUAGGUGACCAACGAGGAUCUAUGCGGAAAUGUAAAAAAGUUUACCAUGGCAAACAUUCGGAAGGUAAUAGGUUCAUAUCUAACCAGGAUCUAUAAGACAUUUGAAUUAUCUUUUAUUUUGUACUAAUUUUUUUAAUACUUACCUAAAUAAACUUUUUCACUAUCA
This is a messenger RNA of Harmonia axyridis, 1139 nucleotides long. Its product is annotated as leucine-rich melanocyte differentiation-associated protein-like. NCBI's taxonomy places the organism in Eukaryota, Metazoa, Arthropoda, Insecta, Coleoptera, Coccinellidae. The coding region runs from base 227 to 1069 and encodes 280 amino acids. The transcript has 5 exons. The record is from RefSeq and is a predicted model, not a curated record. Gene Ontology annotation, biological process: melanocyte differentiation.